UCUGCAUUUGGCCUUUCCCUCGAAAUCUUAGAACAGCUUUGAUUCCGCCACAAUUCCCACUCGAAGCUCGUCAAAACUUCCGUCACGUCUGAGGAAGUUUAAAAUCACUAUCAGGUUCACGAGCAUGACUUGAGACGCAACGCGCUUCUGGACCCUAUAUUCCCCGCGGUUACGCCACAAGGCUGAUCAGCGCCUUAUAAAAUUUGCACUCCUCAGAUACAAGCCCGACAAGUAUGGAGGGCGCCUUUACCCAUCUGGGAAACCACCUCAUCUCAGACUCCGCCGCUGCGAUUAAUGCUGGAGACGAUUUGUCGGCUAUCGACCCCGAAGAGAGCCUCCUCUACGGCCAGUAUGGAGGCGCGGGAGGCCUCGGACCUACUCGCCGCAGAAAUGACGAUGAUGACAACGAGACCGAAGUCUACGACGACGACGAUGUAGAGAGCCUCGCAAGCAUGGCCGUCGACGGCAUGAAAUCUCUCGGACUCAGAGGCGUCGAAGACGAGAAGGAACUUCCGGCUCAUGCAUGUGCCUACUGCGGUAUCCAUUCGCCCAGCAGCGUUGUUAAGUGCUUGGGUUGCACCAAAUGGUUCUGCAGCGCCCGUGGCAACGCCUCCUCAUCGCACAUUGUCAACCAUUUAGUUCGAGCUCGCCACAAGGAAGUUCAGCUGCAUCCUCAAUCAACACUGGGCGACACUGUUCUCGAAUGCUACAACUGUGGGACUAAGAAUGUCUUCCUUCUUGGGUUUAUUCCGGCGAAAUCCGACACCGUGGUUGUGCUGCUCUGCAGACAGCCCUGUGCGUCUACACCUUCGUCUAAAGACAUGAGCUGGGAUAUCUCUAGAUGGCAGCCUUUGAUUGAAGACAGAUCCUUCCUUCCGUGGCUCGUGGCUGUGCCCAGCGAUGCUGAGCAGCUCCGUGCUCGCCACUUGACCCCGCCAAUGAUCGCAAAACUAGAGGAAAUGUGGAAGGAUAACGCCGCGGCAACCAUUGCAGACUUGGAAAAGGCAGCAGGAAUCGACGAUGAACCAGCUCCCGUACUUCUGAAGUACGACGACGCUUACCAGUAUCAAAACGUCUUUGGACCGCUUGUGAAGAUUGAGGCAGACUACGACCGCAAGCUGAAGGAGGCCCAAUCCGAGGACGGACUUGUCAUUCGCUGGGACUAUGGUCUUAACAACAAGCAUCUUGCCAGCUUCGUGCUUCCUAAAAUUGAGCUCGGAGAUGUCAAGUUGGCUGUUGGCGACGAGAUGCGUCUCAAAUACAAGGGAGAGUUGCGCCCUGUCUGGGAAGGCGUUGGAUACGUUGUCAAGAUUCCAAACAACCAGUCUGACGAAGUCACGAUCGAGUUGCGAAAAAUCGGAAACGAUAAAUCCGUGCCAACUGAGUGCACCCACAACUUCUCCGCUGACUACGUCUGGAAGGCUACUUCUUACGAUCGUAUGCAACUGGCCAUGAAGACCUUUGCAGUUGACGAAAUGAGUGUCUCUGGUUAUAUCUUCCACAAGCUACUUGGCCACGAAGUUGCUGCGGCGCCAAUGAAGAUUCAAAUGCCAAAGAAAUUCAGCGUUCCCGGCCUUCCCGAGCUGAACGGCAGCCAAAUCAAUGCCGUCAAGAGCGUCCUUCAGAAGCCCUUGAGUCUUAUUCAGGGACCUCCAGGAACUGGAAAGACAGUCACAUCUGCAACAGUCAUCUACCAUCUAUCUAAAGUCAAUGGUGGCCAAGUUCUCGUCUGUGCUCCUUCCAACGUCGCAGUUGACCAGCUCUGCGAGAGAAUCCACAGAACCGGAUUGAAGGUUGUGCGUCUUACUGCCAAGUCCCGUGAAGAUGUCGAAUCUUCGGUUGGCUUCUUGUCUCUGCACGAGCAGGUACGAAUGAACGAUAGCAACCUCGAAUUGACCAAGCUCUCGCAACUUAAAAGCGAAUUGGGUGAAUUGUCCAGCCAGGAUGAGAAGAAGUUCAAGUCUCUUACCCGGGCCGCUGAGCGCGAGAUCCUGAACAACGCCGAUGUUAUCUGCUGUACUUGCGUUGGUGCCGGAGACCCCCGUCUGUCUAAGAUGAAGUUCCGAACUGUGCUUAUCGACGAGUCCACCCAAUCUGCCGAGCCUGAGUGUAUGAUUCCAUUGGUUCUGGGCUGUAAGCAGGUUGUUCUUGUGGGUGAUCACCAACAGUUGGGCCCAGUCAUCAUGAACAAGAAGGCAGCAAAGGCUGGCCUGAACCAAUCGCUCUUUGAGCGUCUUGUCAUUCUUGGACUUGCUCCUAUCAGACUUAACGUGCAGUAUCGUAUGCAUCCUUGCUUGUCUGAGUUCCCUUCAAACAUGUUUUACGAAGGCUCUCUUCAGAACGGUGUCACGAUGCAACAGAGACUCCGUCGCGACGUCGACUUCCCUUGGCCUGUUGGUGACACCCCAAUGAUGUUCUGGUCCAACCUGGGUAACGAAGAAAUUUCUGCUUCCGGUACUUCUUACCUUAACCGAACUGAGGCGUCCAAUGUCGAGAAAAUUGUCACGCGCUUCUUCAAGGCUGGAGUUCAGCCUGCUGAUAUCGGUGUCAUCACACCCUACGAGGGACAGCGCAGCUACGUCGUCAGUUCUAUGCAGAACACGGGCACUUUCAAGAAGGAGAACUACAAGGAGAUCGAGGUUGCAUCCGUCGAUGCUUUCCAAGGCAGAGAGAAGGAUUUCAUCGUGCUUUCUUGCGUUAGAUCCAACGACCACCAAGGCAUUGGUUUCUUGAGUGAUCCUCGCCGUCUUAACGUGGCUCUUACCCGUGCCAAGUACGGCCUUGUCAUUCUGGGCAACCCCAAGGUUCUGUCCAAGCACCCUCUUUGGCAUUACCUCCUCCAGCAUUUCAAGGAACGCAAUUGCCUGGUUGAGGGGCCACUCACCAACCUGCAAACCUCGCUUCUGCAGUUCAGCCGCCCUAAGACCACCUACCGCGGACCUCAACGCUACCAGAUGUCUUACUCUACCGGACUACCAAGCAAUGCACGCCCUCCUAAUGGCAAGACUGGCAACGAUUACAGCGACGCCGGUUCUAUGCUAGGCUACAUUCCCGAUGACGUCUCGUCCGUCCACUCCUCCGCCCUCGGAGGAGUCGGCGUCGGCUCAGCCUACCCGCAGAUGUUCUCCAGCUUCGCAGCUGACAACAGCUGGCCCGGCCUAGACCCCCGCAACCGCGCCAACGGCCAAAAGGGCCGCAACCGCCCCGCCGAAAGCGUAACCGGUGAAUCCGUUGCCGCCAGCGAGAUGACGGACACCACUAGCAGCGUACUUGACGGUAAAGGCGCAAGCCAAGGCGGCGUUAGCCUCGGGCCCGCAGUCCACGACCAGAAGCAGACGAGCCUGAGCCAGUCGGACCGCCUGAAGCGGUACGUCGAGUCUGGCGGACGCCUGCCCGACUACAAGACCGGCGACGCUGGGAGCGUGUUCGGCGGCAGCUCGCUGCUGAGCGGCGCUGGACGACGCACCCUGGACGACGAUGAGAAGAGCGUGUCCACUGCGUUUGCGAGCCAGGUCGGCGGGGGCUACGACUGAUUGGGCGGGGAGCGGUCGAAUGGACCUUUUAAACCUUUUGUCUUCGGAAACACGUAGCACCCAUCUAUCCAAUCGAUGCAGCGUCUCGACGCAGCCUAGCUGGACGACAGCCAGUGCCCUGCGGGCCCUCGCGGGCCCGGAGAGGAGCUGAGGAGCGUGGUGGCCACAUUUGCUGAGCCGACUCGUGGCGAUCUUGGAAGGAGGGCUGGAAUGGGGCGGGGA
Messenger RNA from Pseudogymnoascus verrucosus, 3755 nucleotides. RefSeq lists its product as uncharacterized. Gene Ontology annotation, biological process: nuclear-transcribed mRNA catabolic process, nonsense-mediated decay. The transcript has 2 exons. Lineage: Eukaryota; Fungi; Ascomycota; Leotiomycetes; Thelebolales; Thelebolaceae. Gene Ontology annotation, molecular function: RNA helicase activity; RNA binding; ATP binding. Gene Ontology annotation, cellular component: cytoplasm. The coding region runs from base 234 to 3533 and encodes 1099 amino acids. The record is from RefSeq and is a predicted model, not a curated record.